Oncorhynchus masou masou (cherry salmon) is the source of this 4110-nucleotide messenger RNA. RefSeq names its product tenascin N (gene tnn). The transcript is spliced from 15 exons. The coding region runs from base 231 to 3437 and encodes 1068 amino acids. Gene Ontology annotation, biological process: regulation of cell adhesion. The record is from RefSeq and is a predicted model, not a curated record. Gene Ontology annotation, molecular function: protein binding. Lineage: Eukaryota; Metazoa; Chordata; Actinopteri; Salmoniformes; Salmonidae. Gene Ontology annotation, cellular component: perisynaptic extracellular matrix.
AGCAAGAGAAGAGACACUCCCAAACUACUUCCCAUUGGCCAUAGGCCUUUUGGAGAUGGAAUUUAACGACUUGAAGGAAAGACUGUUGCUGCAGGAGCCACGGAGGCAUUGGUUAUAAGGGCCCUUUCAAACUCCUGCUCUGAGCUUGUCAACAGGUGUCAGAGAGAGAAGCAAUAGAGCGACAGAUUCUCAGGCUUUCAGAGGACGGAGUCACAGGGAAUCGAGACGCCAUGACUACUAGACUUCACUGGCCUUCAAGAGCCCUCUGCCUGAUAGGCAUACUGUGCACUGUCACUGCCACAUAUGUGACAGAAGAUUCUCCAGCCCCCGCUGAGAAAGGAGUCACCUUCAGCCACAUCUAUAAGAUAGACCUGACCAAGAGCCCUGGCUGCAAAUUGGCCUUGCAGACCAUGCCUCACCAGCAGGACCAGGGAUUAGGUCUGCAAGAGCUGGAGGGGGGCCCUACUCUGGAGGGGGACAAGGACAUAGUAUUCAGGCACCAAAUCAACCUCAAGACCUCAAAGUGUGACUGUGAUGAGUCGGAGCAUUUCAAGUCUUUGCUGUACAGAGUCAACGCGCUGGAGGAGGAGGUGGAACACCUGAAGAGUCAGUGCUCCCAGGGCUUCUGUGGUGGCAAAGGUGGUGGAGCAGGAGGUGUGGACACUAGCUGUAGUGGCCACGGGACCUACCAGCACGACACCUGCAGCUGCCAAUGUAACCCUGGCUGGGAAGGCCCAGACUGCUCCAUCUCCACCUGUCCUGAUGAGUGCAACGACCAUGGGCGCUGUGUGGAUGGCAAGUGUGUGUGUCUUGCUGGCUACAUGGGGAGUGACUGCAGCCAGCUGAUGUGCCCAGGUGACUGCAACGAUAAGGGACACUGCGUGGACGGGAAGUGUGUGUGUCUUGCUGGCUACAUGGGGAGUGACUGCAGCCAGCUGAUGUGCCCAGGUGACUGCAACGAUAAGGGACACUGCGUGGACGGGAAGUGUGUGUGUCUUGCUGGCUACAUGGGGAGUGACUGCAGCCAGCUGAUGUGCCCAGGUGACUGCAACGAUAAGGGACACUGCGUGGACGGGAAGUGUGUGUGUCUUGCUGGCUACAUGGGGAGUGACUGCAGCCAGCUGAUGUGCCCAGGUGACUGCAACGAUAAGGGACACUGCGUGGACGGGAAGUGUGUGUGUCUUGCUGGCUACAUGGGGAGUGACUGCAGCCAGCUGAUGUGCCCAGGUGACUGCAACGAUAAGGGACACUGCGUGGACGGGAAGUGUGUGUGCUUCAGCCACUUCACCGGCGAAGACUGCAGCGAACAGAAAUGCAGUCCUGACUGCGUCCACGGUACCUGCGUGAAUGGAAUGUGUAUCUGUGACGAGGGCUUCUUCGGGGAUGACUGCUCUGCAGUGAUUGGCCCUAACGGCCUGCGUCUGGUCAGGGUGACUGAUGUCUCGCUGCUGGUAGAGUGGCAGGCGGUGAGAGCAGCAGAGUACUACGUCUUGGCCUGGCACCCUGAGGGCAACGAGGCAGAGCUGGAGCGGGUCACCGUUCCCAACACAGAGACCUCUUACCUGAUCACCGGUCUUAGGCCUGGGGUCACCUACAUAGUGCAGGUGUACGCUGUCAUCAAGGAGAUCCAGAGCGAGGGGGACAGGAUAGAGGCGACCACAGUGGUGUCUGGUAUUGAUGGUAUCCGGGUAUUGGGCCAGACUGAGGACUCUAUCCAGGUGGACUGGCAGAACCCUGCAGCACCUCUGGACCACUUCAGACUAACCCAUGCUAACCCUGACGGGCAGGAGGAGGAGCAGAUCGUACCUAUGAGUGCAGAGGCCAGGACCACCAACACCAUCGUAGGACUGCAACCUGGCACUGAGUACCUCAUCACAGUGCAAGGCAUCAAAGGCACCAUCGAGGGGAAAGCCUCCUUCGUCACCGGGGUCACAGAUCUUGAUGCUCCUACGAACCUCUUGACAAAAGAAGUGACACAGGACACUGCUACCGUGGAAUGGCAGAAGGUACAGGCAGAGAUCGACGGCUACAUGAUCAGCUACAGCUCUGCUGAGGGCUCCAGUGGGGAGAUCCCUGUGGGGGCAGACAGCAACUCCUACAGGCUGACUGGGCUGAGGCCUGGAGUCAUCUACACAGUCUACAUCUGGGCUGUCAAGGGCUCCAGGGUCAGCAGGAAGAGCUCCACUGUAGCUGAGACAGAUCUGGAUGCUCCUACUAACCUCUUGACCAGAGAAGUGACCGAGGAUACAGCCGAUGUGUCGUGGGACAGACCUCUAGGGGACAUCGACGGCUACAUGAUCAGCUACAGCUCUGCUGAGGGCUCCAGUGGGGAGAUCCCUGUGGGGGCAGACAGCAACUCCUACAGGCUGACUGGGCUGAGGCCUGGAGUCAUCUACACAGUCUACAUCUGGGCUGUCAAGGGCUCCCGGGUCAGCAGGAAGAGCUCCACAGCAGCUGAGACAGAAAUUGAUUCGCCUAAGAACCUAAAAGCAUCAGAUGUUAAGCUGGACGCUGCGACCCUGACCUGGACUGCUCCCUUAGCCAGAAUCGAUGGCUACAUCCUCACAUUCAGAGCUGAGGAUGGCACAUUGAAGACUUUGGAGAAGACGCUGAGGGAAGGAGAGAGCAGGUUUGCCAUGUCAGACCUGGAGAUGGGAAAGAACUAUAUUGUUACCCUCCUCGCUUACAGAGGAGCAAAGAGGAGCAGAGUGAUAGAGACCACAUUCAAAACAGUGGGUUUGUUGCACCCGUUCCCCAUGGACUGUACCCAGAUUAAGACGAAUGGUAACAUGGCAAGUGGAAUCUACACGAUUUAUAUCAACAGUGAUCGCACCAAGCCCAUGGAAGUGUACUGUGACAUGGACACUGAUGGCGGUGGAUGGGUGGUGUUACAAAGACGCAACAAUGGACAGAUGGACUUCAUGAAGCGCUGGAGACCGUACAUGGCCGGCUUUGGGAACAUGACUGAUGAGUUCUGGCUCGGUCUGGACAAUAUCUAUGAGCUGACCAAUACUCCGACCCAGUAUGAGUUGCGAGUGGACCUGGGUGUGGGUUCAGAGAAGGCCUAUGCCGUCUAUGACAACUUCAAGAUAGCCCCGGCAAAGCAGAAGUUCAAGCUGUCCAUCGGCAAAUACAGAGGAACAGCAGGUGAUGCCAUGAACUACCAUCAAGGUCGCCCUUUCUCUACUGUUGACAAUGACAAUGACAUUGCUCUUGGUAAUUGCGCCCUGACUCAUCGUGGCGCUUGGUGGUACAAGAACUGUCACCUUGCCAACCUGAACGGCAAAUUCGGAGACAACAGACACAGCAUGGGUGUGAACUGGGAGCCAUGGAAAGGCCACCUCAUGUCUCUUGAUUUCACUGAGAUGAAGAUCCGGCCAGUGGGCGCCGCCAGGAAGAGGAGGUCGCUUAGCAGCAGAACAGCUCCCAGAAAAUAGUUCCUCUGACUAACUAAAAUAUUCAAUGGGAACCUCAUUACAAACCAGGCAGAGUAUUGAGAGCCUCAACUCUAUCACAGGAUUACUGUAUAACUUACCUCUGUAACGUAUAUCACAUGGUUGUCUUUAUUAUGAAUAGAGGUCCCCUUUGUGAUAGCAAAUCCAUCAGGGACCCCCUCAUAAUCAGAACACAUCGCGAGUGAGAUAAAAAUAGUUUUACUAUGACUUCAGCAGUGCAUGGCCAGACGAACCAAGUCUCAGGCCCUGGAAAGGAAUGUUAAACAUAAUUUUAAAAAUGUAUAUUGUUUGACUUUUUUUUUAUAUCUGACCACGGACCCCCUGUGGACCCCACUUUAAGAAUCCCUGAGCUAGAUGACCCAUUGACACCAUGUUUUUAGAAUAGUUAUACCGCUCCUGUUCACAUUCAUAACAUAGCAUAGACCCUGACCCUCUCUUCUAAGGUUUGGUCCCCUGCCUACCCAGCCUACUCUGAGUUAGCUAGACAUCACAUUUCAGAUGUCAUGCAUAGGAAAUAGAAUGGAUGAUAUGCUCCUGUGCUUGUAAGAUUGUAUUUUCAAAUGUGUAUUGUAGUUGUUGUAUUAUAUUCAUGCCACACAUUCUCAGAGAAAUAAAGUCCCCUCAAAAAAGUUGCUUUUUAGCUCUAGCAUCUACA